AUGUUAUUGUGGGCGCAAGAAUGUCAGCCAGAAUUGUCGGACAAAAUUCAAGCAAUCUAUGAUUUUUGCGAGUGCCCGAGAAUUAUCGAAUAUGCAGACAAAUUCGGAUAUUGGCAAGAAGCUGUCAUGGCUGUGAGACAUACUUUGGCUACGGCUGCCAAAAAUACAAAUGCUGAAGUAAGUAUUUUGAAUUUAACACUUGUAAAUAACUUUUUUAUAGAUUCAAGUUGAAGUCGUGGACACAUAUCAUUGCUUAAAGAAAACUAUCAAAGUUCGUCCAAAUGACGAUGUUCGAAAACUCAACAACAUCACGGUGAGUUUUUACCGAAUGGGAAUUUUUGAAACUGGAAUCAUACCACGCCCAGCGUCUCAGGAAUUUUUUUGUACGAGUUCUGCACCUUUUUUGUACCCGUUCAGCACUUUUUUGCAUUUGUACGCGUUCAGUUCCUGAUAUAAGACAGCUAAAAAAGACUGAUCGUGUACACGCAUAAGUUUGAAAGCGUACUUAAUAGGACUGAACGCGUACAAAUGCACAAAACGUGCUGAACUCGUACAAAAAAAUUCCUGAGGUUGUACCAAUUUAUUUUGAAAACCGGCGUUUUGAAAAUUUUUGGCAAGGUGAAAAAAACCUUUUUGGCUAAAAAAAACUUUCAGAAACAUAGGCAAAAUAAGCUCCUUUCAGGUCAAUUGUACAAUACCUGGAGCACAUGCCCUGGAACUGAAUUUCCUGUAAAAAUGUACAAACCCUGGAUUUUUAAAGCAAUACCUGGAAACGAGAAAAAGGUCUGAAAUUUCUCGAAUCAAUUCCAGAACGUGAUUUUUUUGUUCUAAGUAAUGUUUUUUUCCGCUACUAUAGACCUCUGCCAAAAAAUGAAAAACCUGAAAUUUAGAAUAUUUUGCACACUUUCAUCUGUUCACCUUGGAACAUCUUUUGAACCACAGAUUUAUCAAUUUGAAAACGUUUUUUGUGAAAUUUUCUGAAUCUCUGAGCGAAAAAACGCCAAAUUGUUAUCAGGUACUGUUCAAAAAUAAUCCAGGGUUUGUACAUUUUUACAGGAAAUUCAGUUCCAGGGCAUGUCUUCCAGGUAUUGUACAUUUGGCGAUGUCAAUUUUCGAAAUUCCUCACCCUGGGCGUGGUAUGGAAUAAUCUGAAUGCAAUAGUUUUUUUCAGAGUUCCUAUCACGCCAAGAUCACUUUCCGUCAACAGACAUUGCUGCCUGAUAGAACAAUUGCAAGUUAUGGAGUAUGUUUUUUUGCAAAUUCAACUUCAAUAGUCUUUUUUAAUUUUGCAGAUUGUCGAUGGUUCGCAGGUCCAGGUCGGCUCAUAA
This is a messenger RNA of Caenorhabditis angaria, 1328 nucleotides long. Lineage: Eukaryota; Metazoa; Nematoda; Chromadorea; Rhabditida; Rhabditidae. The record is from the annotation of a GenBank genome assembly.